GCGACUGACCGGACAACUUCUUCUUCUUUUCAAAGGCUACGUCAGACAACUUUAUCCCUUCCCGCUGGGCAAAGCAGAGAGAUGCCUUCGAGGUCUUUUUAGAAAACGCUAGUAAACCGUGGGGCGGCUCGAGGUGCUAGUCAGUUGAUCGAAAGAUGCUGUGCAGCAAGGUUGUUGUGCUUCUCCUUGUUUGUCUCUUCGCCAUUGUGCGCGGAAUGCCGCAAAAUGGCGGCAACGGCCAGGACUCUUCCGGGCUACCAUUCAUUCAGUUCACCAACGGAGGUAUCAGAUUCAAUUUCGGAGGCUAUCACGCGGCUGCCGGAUUAGGAGGACUUCUUGGAGGCGCCAAAGCAGGGGGUGGACUCCAUGCUAGCGUUGGAACACCAUGGGGUGCACAUGCAGGAGCUGGUUUGGGUGGAGCUCUCGGUGGUGACGACGCAACUGCUGGAGGAGGUCUCUACGCCAGAGCAGGUCUCGGACACGGAAGAUCGGAAGUAGGAGCCGGUCUAGGCGGUCUUCUAGACGGAAGUGGAAGAUCGGCAACCCCAGCCAGUGGUGGUUUAUACGCCGGUGCAAGCGUGGGUGACCAUGGUGUUGGAGUAUCUACAAGUGGAAGUACUGGAUCGAAUAAUCCAAAUGAACCCAGUACCUCAAACGCACAAAAUGGAGGAAACCCAGGCAAAGGUACAAGCAACAUCCAAAUCAUUUCUCACGGUGGAAAAAAACAGCAUAAAAUAAAGCAGGCACUGGCCGAGGAAGCAGGAUCGACCGAGACUUCUAAACAAGUUGUGCCCGCGGCGAGCAAAGAGGAACGUGAUGUACACCCCGUCCAAACACCCCCAGCAGCAGCCAGUGUUUUCAACCCCCUUUCCGCGAUUCCAGUUCCGCAAACAGUUGUGGGUGGUGCAAUACUGGAGGCACCCUUAGUUCCUCCUUUACCCAACCAAGUCAACGAAGUUGUGCAACUUGAGCAACGUCCUCAUCGAGUAAAGUUCGGACGACCCUUAUGGAGAGUCAGGAAACGAGUUUGGGGACCCACUAAGUACAUCACCAUAAAUUCGUCCGUGGAGUCUCAAGAAACUCCUCAGAAAAAGGACCGAAAACGUCGUCAGGUGCCAAUGUAUACCUCAAAUAGACCCAUGUUGGAUAAAAAUGGCGUACCCAUAGAAAAUGACAAUGGUGAUCAUUUCUUCGACGAUAUUUUUAAGGUCGGAACAAGCAAAUCACACACUACCGAACCGAAGACUGAAUCUACAAUGCUACAAGAAAGGAGCCUAGAAGUCCAGCCAUCUUCAGUAACCUUGGACUCUCACCCACCUCCAGUGACAAACACCCGACCCAACGCUAGAGAAACAGUGAGGCUAGAAAACGAAUCUGCCCAAAGUUUCUUCGAGAAACCAGUUCCUAGGCCUGCGGCAGGGCUUUUGGAGUCCUUCUUGAAACCAACACCAAUUGUCGACGGUAUCAAGGAGCAGGACAAAUAUGGCAACACUGGCGACAAGUUUAUUGGGAUUGGCAGAGCGUUGGUCAACAGCUUCGAGGGAUUCAGUAACUUUUUGAACGCUAUCGUAGAUUUUCCACGAAAUGCUGCUAAGACCACUUCUCGUGGACUCACGGAGGCGUUGAACCAUGUUGGGGCGAAGCUGGUGGGCCUCGAAUGAUGGGGUAAAUGAUAUAGUCGGUUGUUUACGUUGUUACUCCUAGUUUAAUAAAUUGUUUAUUUUGUUUACCGAA
Messenger RNA from Megachile rotundata (alfalfa leafcutting bee), 1734 nucleotides. RefSeq lists its product as uncharacterized. The record is from RefSeq and is a predicted model, not a curated record. NCBI's taxonomy places the organism in Eukaryota, Metazoa, Arthropoda, Insecta, Hymenoptera, Megachilidae.